Molecule: messenger RNA, 1140 nt
Organism: Ceutorhynchus assimilis (cabbage seed weevil)
Lineage: Eukaryota; Metazoa; Arthropoda; Insecta; Coleoptera; Curculionidae
Source: the annotation of a GenBank genome assembly
CGAGGUUAUAUUAUUAGAAAAUUAGAAAUUCAACAGACUACAAUUUAAAAUUACUUAAAAAAGAAUUACCUUAAAUGCUUCAUUUAAAAACUAGUAACAAAACGCUGACAAUUCAUUUGUAACAAAAUGUUCCAAUUGCAAAGUUAUUUUCUAUUUCUCUUAACAUUAUUUACGGUGUUUAUUGAUGCUAAUUUAAUAGACCCGCAAGUAGAUUUUCGAGAAAAGGGUAGCAACAAUACUAGCCCUCAACAUAAUGUUACGUUGAUGGUGCCUCAAAAAACUAAUCUUACUCAAAAUGCGACACAAAAAGUAAUUUCUGAAGGUGGAGUAGAGCAAGUUGUUGAACAGCCAAAAACGAAUCAACAAUCUGUUAAAAAUGUAACCAGUAUUAAAAAGGAUGAUGUUACAGUUGGCAAACCAGCUGGAAAUAAUACAAAUAUUACAUUGAGAAAAGACAAACCCGUCCAUGAAGCGUCCAACGAACCAGAAGUUCCUACCUUACUACAUGACUUUGAAAAACCAAUUGUGCCAAAAAAGGGUGUAAAUUUUUCAGAGUCAGACUUGGACCGUACCGGUAGAAAUAUAAGUGCCAAAACUACAAAUUCUUCCACGAUUAUUCAUCAUAAGAAACCUAUUUUUACUGAAUCCGAUAGUGAUUUUAUUGACACAAACACAGACAAAGAAAAUAUUUUAACAGUCGAUCAAAUUGAUCCACUUUUAGCUGACAAAAACUAUAACCGAUCUGACUAUAUUGUUCCUAUAGUUGCAGUUAUUUUAUCUGUACCUUUAGUAGCUAUACUUGCUUCUUUGGUUUAUAAACGGGGAGCCGAUUGGUGGCAACACAGGAACUAUAAAAGGAUGGAUUUUUUAAUCGAGGGAAUUUAUCAUCAUCAAUAAUUAUAAGUGGUUGUUACCUAAAAUGCAUUUAAUUCGCUGUGUCAAAAGUGAUGGAACAAAAUUUUUUGUUGAAUUUUAUGUAGUUUUUAGUCCAAAGAUUUUUACACUGUUUUUGUUUUUAUUAUUGUAACUUUUCUAAGUGCCUUAAUGCAAUAAUACUGUUGUGAUAACUUGAAAAGUAAGAAAAUGCUGUGUAAUUUUUGAUACUGUUUGAUUAUAUUAUUAAAUAAUGAUGCUUCGAUA